CAUUAUGCCAUUUCAUACAUUUUUCGGAUGUUUGCAUGGGCUAAGCUAAGAAUGAAGAUGGUGAUUAUGCUUCCUCUGCUUCUCUUUUUCUCUCUCUCUACGCUCCCUACUCAUAUAGCAAAGCUUUCUAAUUAUUCUGAUCAACAAGCUCUGAUUGCUUUCAAGGAUGCUCUCCUUUUGGAUCCAUUUAAUUCCCUCCUCGAUUGGUCUCCCAAUCACACCUUCUGCAAUUGGACUGCUCUUAUCUGCUCGUCUCGUCGACAGCGCGUAGUUUCCUUGAAUUUCACAGGUAUGGGAUUAGCUGGCCCCAUCUCUCCCUUUUUGGGAAAUCUUUCCUUCCUUAGAGUACUUGAUCUCAAACAUAAUAGCUUCCAGGGACAUAUUCCAUAUCAGCUUGGAAGCUUGUUUCGCCUGAGAUGGCUUCGGUUUUCUUAUAACAAUUUAAGUGGAAGCAUUCCCUCUGAAUUUAGUCUUCUUUCAAAUCUAAAAAUCAUGGCAUUAGACGAAAACAAUUUGACAGGUAUUAUCCCACCUUUCUUAGGAAACAUGUCCUCUUUAACAAACAUAGAUUUGGGCAUCAAUAGAUUCCAAGGUAGUAUUCCUCAUGUGUUGGGUAUGCUUAGUCAACUAAAGAUGCUUGAUCUUUGCAUGAACAACUUAAUAGGGCCGAUCCCCGUUUCCCUUUCAAAUUGCACUCGUCUCCAAACGUUGGAGCUAUGUGGAAAUCACUUAAGCGGUCCAAUUCCAUGGGAGUUUGGAAGGCUGUCCCAGUUGCAACAUGUGUUUUUGUGGGAGAACCAACUCACCGGAGAAAUACCCAGCUCAGUGGCUAAUUGGACUCAGCUGCAAGUGCUGGAUUUCAAGACCAACCAACUCAGCGGCACAGUACCAAAGGAAUUUGGGAAAAUGCAGCAGCUGAGAAUUCUUCAUUUGUCACUUAAUCAUCUCACUGGCGUCUUGCCAACUUCAAUUGGUCGCCUUUCGAAUUCAUUAUCAGUUUUAGCAUUAGACUCAAACGAAAUUGGGGGAAACAUACCAGAUGAGAUUGGUAACCUCACAAUGUUGUCAUAUCUAGGUCUAGAAGAAAACCGAUUCAAUGGGACCAUUCCAUCUGCACUCUGCAGACUUCCAAAUCUUGAAAGAUUGUACCUGCACACAAACAAUUUACAUGGGAGAAUUCCAGAAUGUUUUGGCCAAUCAAAAAGGCUUGGAUUGUUGUCUCUCAAUCGGAACAUGCUUUCAGGGCAAAUUCCACAAGGUCUUGGUGACCUUCCACAGUUAAGAGACCUUGACCUUAGUCACAAUCAACUAUCAGGGAAAAUACCUGCCAGUUUAGGAAAAUGCAAGACUUUGGAGCUGGUGGACAUGGCACACAACAAACUAACAGGAAAUAUACCUUCUGAAGUUGCAGGUCUGCAGAAUCUUGAGUUCUAUUUCAAUGUUUCUGGGAAUUUACUGCAGGGUUCUAUUUUGGAAAUGAGCAAAAUGGUUAUGGUUUUAGCUAUAGAUGUUUCUCAAAACAAUUUCUCGGGUGGCAUUCCCAGUGCACUGGAAAGCUGCAAGGGGUUAAUGUAUCUAAAUCUUUCUGGGAAUGCAUUUGAGGGGCCAAUUCCUGUAUCAUUGGUAAAUCUAAAAAAUCUACAGUACAUGGAUCUUUCUUGCAAUAAUUUGUCAGGUACAAUACCGGUGGCUUUCAAAAAGAUGAAAAUGCUCCAGCAUCUCAAUCUCUCUUCAAACAUGUUAACUGGAGAGGUCCCAAAGGGAGGAGCUUUUGCAACACUUGAUGCCUCUGAAAUUAUGGGAAAUCUCGGCCUUUGUGGUGGAUGGAUAAACUUGCCGCCAUGCUCUCAUUCCAAACACAAAGAGACAUCUGUCUCCAAAAAGGUAAUAAUUCCUGUUGUAGUCGGCAUUGCAAUUUUGACCAUGUCUCUUCUAUUGGUAGCAUUUUCGUAUAGAUGGAGACGUUCUUGUACCCCUGCUCUCAAAGUAUGGCCUCCAAAAAUUUCAUAUGAAGAACUAGUAGAUGCAACUGGCGGAUUCAGUGAUGAAAAUCUUUUAGGAAUUGGUAGUUUUGGAUCAGUUUAUAAAGGGAUUCUAAGAGAUCGUACAAAUAUUGCUGUCAAAGUUCUCAAGUUGCAAGAUGAACAUGCUCACCAAAGUUUCAGCAGAGAAUGCAAUGCAUUAAAGAGAGUUCGGCACCGCAAUGUAAUUAAAAUCAUUUCAUCAUGUUCCAACCUUGAUUUUAAAGCCUUAAUUCUUCCAUUAAUGUCAAAUGGAAGUUUAGAGAGGUGGUUGUAUCCUCGUGAAGGAGGCCAAUGCAAAUUAAAUUUGAGUGAUCGAUUAAGGAUAUCAAUGGAGAUAGCACAAGGAAUGGCCUAUCUUCAUCAUUAUUGCUUUGUUCAAGUGAUCCACCGUGACCUCAAGCCCAACAAUGUUCUAUUAGGAGAUGACAUGAUUUCAUACAUAGCAGACUUUGGCCUUUUCAAUAUUUUUUUUUGCAAUUCCAUGGAUUCUUUGACUUCUACAGAUGCACUUGAAGGAUCUGUUGGCUACAUUGCUCCAGAAUAUGGAAUUGGUGGAAAUAUUUCAACAAAAGGAGAUGUAUAUAGUUAUGGAAUCUUAAUUUUAGAGUUGUUGACAAGGAGGAGACCAACAAAUGAUAGGUGGACAGAAGGAAUCAAUCUACCAAAAUGGACAGAAAUGCAUUUUCCAAAUAGAAUCUCAGAUGUGGUGGAUAAUUGUCUUCUUAUAGAUGCUCAUGACUCAGAGACGUCAACAGUGAUGGAAUGCCUUACUCAAUUUAUACAAAUUGGGUUGUUUUGCACAAGGGAGUCACCUCAAGAGCGCCCUGAUAUGACUGAGAUAAUUGAUAGACUAAAUACAAUCAGAGGUGCAUUUCUUGAUACCCCUAAAACUCUUCAAUUACCAUUGAAUUAGGAAAUAGGGGAAGUUGGUCUACAUCUACAUCCUAAGCGUAAAGAAUUGUUCUUGUUUUAUCUCUUACCCAAUCCAAAACAUAAUGAUGUCCUAAAAUAUUAUUUUUGAUAGUAUAUAUUAUGAGCACAUGGAAUAAUGUUCAUAUGUGCUACCUAUAUUGGAUAGUAUAUUUUGACAUUAUUUAGGGCCUAUAUUUGAAAUUGUGAGUGGAAAGAAGAUGUGGAUAUGAUGUAUUUUGGGCCAUAUCAAUGAUUU
Messenger RNA from Cryptomeria japonica (Japanese cedar), 3192 nucleotides. RefSeq names its product receptor kinase-like protein Xa21. Bases 28 to 2937 code for a protein of 969 amino acids. Lineage: Eukaryota; Viridiplantae; Streptophyta; Pinopsida; Cupressales; Cupressaceae. Gene Ontology annotation, molecular function: ATP binding; protein binding; protein kinase activity. The record is from RefSeq and is a predicted model, not a curated record. The transcript is spliced from 2 exons. Gene Ontology annotation, biological process: protein phosphorylation.